AGAUCCUGAACAUGGAAGAUGACCAGAACUGGUACAAGGCGGAGCUCCGGGGUGCCGAGGGGUUUAUUCCCAAGAACUACAUCCGGGUCAAGCCCCACCCGUGGUACUCGGGCAGGAUUUCCCGGCAGCUGGCUGAAGAGAUUCUGAUGAAGCGGAACCAUCUGGGAGCCUUCCUCAUCCGGGAGAGUGAGAGCUCUCCGGGGGAGUUCUCCAUCUCGGUGAACUACGGGGACCAGGUGCAGCACUUCAAGGUGCUGCGUGAGGCCUCGGGGAAGUACUUCCUGUGGGAGGAGAAAUUCAACUCCCUCAACGAACUGGUUGACUUCUACCGUACCACCACCAUCGCCAAGAAGCGGCAGAUCUUCCUGUGUGACGAGCAGCCCCUGCUCAAGCCGCCGGGGGCCGGCUUCGCCCAGGCCCAGUUUGACUUCUCGGCCCAGGACCCCUCACAGCUCAGCUUCCGCCGCGGUGACAUCAUCGAGGUCCUGGAGCGCCCGGACCCCCACUGGUGGCGGGGCCGGUCCUGCGGGCGCGUGGGCUUCUUCCCGCGGAGCUACGUGCAGCCCGUGCACCUGUGACCCGCCCCAGGUGGGAUCCCGCCCCAGGUGGUGUCCCUUCCGCGGGAACCGGGGUCCAGGGCGAGGAGGUGGACGCCCCCACCCGGCCGCACGGGGCGCAGCGCACGGCCUGGGACCGAACUCGGGCUCCUCGUGCCCCGGGCUAUUGCGCACACGUGGGGCCGGCCCUGG
Carlito syrichta (Philippine tarsier) is the source of this 749-nucleotide messenger RNA. RefSeq names its product GRB2-related adaptor protein (gene GRAP). The record is from RefSeq and is a predicted model, not a curated record. The transcript is spliced from 4 exons. Bases 12 to 578 code for a protein of 188 amino acids. NCBI's taxonomy places the organism in Eukaryota, Metazoa, Chordata, Mammalia, Primates, Tarsiidae. Gene Ontology annotation, molecular function: protein binding.